UAGUAUAAAGUCCCUUUUCUGUUUGUCAUUUAAUUUUGUUUGAAGGUAACCGGAUUUUGUUUGUGAUUUAACUAAUUUGGAACAUUUAGCUUAUUUAUCUUCUGAGUAAAAUACAACUGUUUUUAAAUCAUGUUAUUUCCACGUUUGAUUUGUGCUCGAGCAACUAUUAGCAAUCAACUACUUGGCCGGGCUAAUGCAGUUCUUCCCAGAAUAGCCAUGGCUUCAAGCUCAUCGUCGCCAUCACAACCUGAACAAGAUUUUUUUACGAAGAAUUCUCGGCUAAAUCGUCCUAUUUCACCUUAUACAAUAUAUCAACCUCAAUUAACCUCGGUCCUAUCAAUAUCUCACCGGGUUAGUGGUGUUGCAUUAUCUGUGGGAAUUUACGCUAUGGGUAUUAGUCAGCUGUUUGCUUCAACUCCAUUUGCUCAUCAGCUGGAAUCAUUGUCGACUUCAAUCCCAUCUAUAUUAAUUAUCACAUCUAAAAUAUUAGUUGCAUCUGGCUUUGGGUUCCAUUUCGCCAAUGGCAUACGUCAUCUCUUUUGGGAUAUGGGAUUUGGAUUUGGCCUUAAAGAACUCUACACUUCAGGUUAUGCAGUUCUCGGUAUUACAGCUCUGGUGACCCUUUACGCUAUUUUCAAUCUUUAGUUUGUUCUCCAUGUUAUAAAACAUGGUUUCCAAAUACUAAACUACCCGUAACCAAUUGCUACCCAUCGGUAGAGGAUGAAAUCGUUACAAUUUCAUUCUUAACUCAACGAAAUGAGAGUUAAAAAUGUUGAUAACUGUAGAAAUAAAGUGUAAUAAAAUAAAAUUAUUAACACCAAGUUAAAUUAUAAA
Tetranychus urticae (two-spotted spider mite) is the source of this 834-nucleotide messenger RNA. RefSeq names its product succinate dehydrogenase cytochrome b560 subunit, mitochondrial. NCBI's taxonomy places the organism in Eukaryota, Metazoa, Arthropoda, Arachnida, Trombidiformes, Tetranychidae. The record is from RefSeq and is a predicted model, not a curated record. Gene Ontology annotation, biological process: tricarboxylic acid cycle; mitochondrial electron transport, succinate to ubiquinone. Gene Ontology annotation, molecular function: electron transfer activity. Gene Ontology annotation, cellular component: respiratory chain complex II (succinate dehydrogenase); membrane.